Mercenaria mercenaria is the source of this 6394-nucleotide messenger RNA. RefSeq lists its product as uncharacterized. Bases 273 to 2366 code for a protein of 697 amino acids. Gene Ontology annotation, molecular function: protein binding. NCBI's taxonomy places the organism in Eukaryota, Metazoa, Mollusca, Bivalvia, Venerida, Veneridae. The record is from RefSeq and is a predicted model, not a curated record. The transcript has 2 exons.
UAUGCUAGGUACGCUACUGUCACCUGUGAAUCUAAUGAGUAAAUCAUGACAAACCGGACAUUAUAUUUAAUAUAAGGGACUGAAUGCAAAGUGUCAUAUGUUAUACACUGAUAUCAGAAUUACUUCCCUUGACAAAUAUUUCCCUUUUUUUUGUUUUUGUUUUUUUUCUUUUUUUUUUUUUAAACCAAAAGAGGAAGUUGUAUUGUUUGGGAAAAAUAUAAUUACAAACUAUGUAGACAUUUAAAUUUGAGUUUUUCUGUAAAUUUACCAGGAUGUUUCAUACACCAGAUUACUAUCACAAUGUAUCCACGAGACUUUCUGAGGUCCUGGGCGAUAUUGGAGUUAAUGAAAAUAUGGUGUUAAAGAGGAGGAGCGCAGCUUUACUGAGAGAAACCAUGAAGACAAUCAAUAUCAGAACAAAAAAUGGUAGCCAAUUUACUGCUUAUAAUUUAGGCAGUCAAUCAGAAGGCACCACAACACGAGGACUGCAAUCAGAUAUUGACUCACUUUUCUGUCUAGAUCAAUUCAUUUUGAUACAGGACUGGUCUGAAUGGACUCCAGGUAAAUGUAACUUCCUGAUUAUUCAGGAUGAAACAACACCUCCUGGUUAUUGCCUUCUACAGAGGCUUAGACUUGAUGCUCCACUUCCUACUACACAUGAAACACCCAAUUUCUAUGUCAAGGAUACACAUGGAAGAAUAUUACUUAAAAAUAAAGUAAUAGAUGCUGUAAUACUAGAAGGAUUUCAGCGACAAGGACCAUCAACAGCAUCAGUUGCAGAACCAGGUAAUCUUGCUAGUGAUUCAGUUGCAGCAUUUCCUUGUAAAUCAUGGCCCCAGUCAUCAAGAGCUUGCCUGGACAGGCAAGAUACAAACAUAUGGCUAACAGCAGAAAUUAAAAGAUAUGCCAAAUCUACAAAGUGUUUUGUUGUUGGAGCUGGCAGCAGAGCCAGUGAAAACGCAGAUUUUGAAUGGAGACUUUCUACCUCAUUAGCUGAACAGUGCCUGAUGUUCAAUUUAAAUAUUACUCAAAUAAGAUGUUAUAUCUUAAUGAAAAUGAUUCUUAAAACAUACAUUAAUGUUGAAAACCUUAACAAUGAAAGUUACAUUUCAAGUUUCAUGUGUAAAACUGUUUUGUUUCACUGUAUAGCAAGUAAACCUGCAAGUGUAUGGAAGGAGUGUAAUAUUCUAAACUGCUUAAAUUUCUGUAUAUUCACACUGAACAAUUGUAUACUGAAUGAACGCUGUCCCCAUUUCAUUGUUCGUGAAAAUAAUUUAAUGGCAGAAAAAAUUUCUGCUGAAGUCAAACAACAGCUACUUGAAAGAGUGUCAAACUUCAUACCAUGUGAUGGAAUUUCACUUUUUGGAAUUCAGAUUGAUGACCUUGGUGAAAGACUUCAGAUUAAGCUUAACAUGAUAAAUGAAGUACAUCAUCAUAUACCUCAGCCAGAUGAAUACACUAUGAGUGUAACAAGUCAGUUAUUGGAAGGUACAGCUGCAUCUAUUUUAGAAACACAGGAGAUAGGAGAUGGAAAUUUAGAAACACUAUUACAGCAAGUGAUGCAACUGACAACAUACUACAGAGAUGGUAACAUGUUAGAAAAGACAGCAUGCAGACUUCUAACACCUCUACUUUGUACCUCAAUCGGAUCUCUGAUAGCCUCACAGAACAUUCAAAUUAACAGAAUAGUUUCUCCUCAAACACUUACAUGGCUUGAAGCAGGACUUGACUCAGAUGUUGCAUCAAGCAGACUAAAACUUGCAUCUAUAAUGUACUGUGUAGGCAAUGCAGAAAUAACUGCUUUAAUUCUUUCUUAUAUAGAAGAACAAUAUAACAUAGAAGUUACAGAGCCUGUAUGUAGCUGCCACAGCAUCCAUUCACUUUACAUAAAGAGAGGAUUUGGUCAACUUUCUAGUCAAUAUGGUGUAGAGGCAUUAAAAUAUAUUGUUACAUUUUGUGUAAAAUUUUACCCUGGGGAAAUAAACUGUGCACCACAUGAACUUCAGUAUGAAAUGUUUAGAUCAACACAAGAGGACCUUCAACAUAGGGGUGAAGAUGAUGCCUGGAUGGACUGUGCUGUAGUAGACUCACUUCCAUACCUUUAUUUUCUACAAUACAAGACAUACAGCAACCUACAAAGACCCGAGGAACAGCAACAGGCACUGAACAAACUUAUGUGGGUCAUUGAAACAGAGGACAACCUUGGACACAGAGAAACAGCACUGAAUUUACUAGGGCAGUGCAUGGAACAGGAGAACAGACCUGCUGAUGCUAUACAGUGUUACAUGUUAUCUCUAAGUCAUAGGGAAAGAAACAACGCAGCAAGAAUUCAUAUCUGUAGGUGUUUAGCUAAUACAAUCUCAUAAAGACCUAGUUACCAACCUGAACUGACUGGCGAUUCGGAUUUUCAACUGACACAAUGACAAAAAUAAUUAACCUUUUAAGAAGUUAUUAUUUUUUGUUUCAGGUUGGUGUUAUAUUGCCUACACUUAUCAGGAAUAGUCCUCAAUGAGUGUGAAUAUCAGUAAAACUUUGUCACCUAUUUUACCCACCCUGCAGAAAUAUCAAUAGGUAAAUCAAAUUUCAAAAUUACUAUGUACAUACCUAAUUUGAGAUGAAAAUAAUCAUACUUUAACCCUAACCCUGCUAAAUUCCUAAACUGAACUUGUCCAUCUUUCAAUUUGGAUAGUACUUUUAACUGUUAAAAAGGGUGCUUACCAAAAAAGAUACCGAAUGAAUGGCAAACAGUGCAGACUAUGGUCAGCCUGCACAUCUUGGUCUGCACUAGUUGCAAAGGCAGAAUCACUUGCCACCAGCAAGGUAAGGGUUAAGAAUAUUCACCUCUUCUUUAAACGAGUAACUUUAAAUGUACUGAACUUAUUUCUUGCACACUUAGAAUGUACUGACCUAAAUUUCAGUCUUUCGAACUAAGAAUGUAAUUACUUGAAUUUCACUCUUGUAAAUGUAUAGAAUGUACAAAUGUUAAUCUCACCCUUGCAUCUUUCAAAUGACUAGUUAAAAAUGUAUCGACUAAACUUUCACUCUUGUACACUAAAAAUGUACUGACUUAAAUUUCACUAUGCACACUAAGAAUGUAAUGACUUAAAUUCUCUCUUGCACACUAAGGCCUAAAAAAAUAUUCUUUGUUUCCGGUAAUAUGCUCAAAAAAAUUAGGGUAGGUAGGUCGGAAAAUUUUUGUAUUAUGGGAGACUUUUCGAAAAUUAUUUUUUUGUCAAAAAAUGAUUACAAAUAAGGGGGUUAUGCCUUUAGAGCAUCAGUAAGUUGAUUUCUAACAUCACUGGCCAUGUUUAAAGCAUAAAAAGUGCAGUUUUGCAUCAUUUUGUUAAAAAGUUGAAAAAAAUAUUCUCCAAGGCAUUGGAGGGUCGGGCCAAAAAUUUAGGGUAGGUUGGGAUACCAGAAACAAACAUUUUUUUUUUUUACGCCUAAGACCUUUAAUCUCACUCCUGCAUAUUGUGUAUGUACAGCUUCAUACAAUGUAUGUACUGAUUUUAAUUUCACUUUUACACACUGUGAAUGUACUGCUUUGAAUGUACUGACUAUAAUUGCAUUCUGUAUUGUACUGUUUUAAAUGUACCGACUAAUUUCAAAUUUUUGCACACUGUGAAUGUACAGCUUUAAAUGUACUGACUUUAAUUUCACUCUUUGGCACUAAGAAUGUACAGACUUUUAAUUUCACUCUUGCACACUAACUUUCAUCUUACUUUACACACUGUAAAUGAGAAGCAUCUUUAGUAAUGACUUUUAUUUCACUCUUGCAUAAUGUCAAUAAGAAAAUUUAAAUGUACUGACAGUAAUCUAACCUUUGCACAUUAAAAUUGUACUGCCUUGAUCUUAUUUCUAGCACAUAGAAAUAUACUGACUUGAAUUUUACUUUUGUAUACUAAGAAUGUACUAACAAAUCUAUUGUUUUUACUUAUUUUAUUCACAAAAAAUCAUUGCAAGUUCGACUUAAAUUUGCAAGUUAAUGCUUACUAUCACAAUCACUGUGUUUCAUUUAAACAUGGAAACAGAAAUAUGUGAUAUAUCAGAGAUAGCACAACUGUGUUAAUCUUGAAAAUAAAUGUGGCCACAGGCCACUAUCAAUAAUCAAUUUGUGACCCAAUUCAGCGUUUUCAAAAAUUUAUUACCAUUUUCUCUGAGUUAUUUUAAACCAUAUUCUUUCUGCAAAGCAAUGUUACUGACAGAAUGUUUUCCAGGAGUCUGAGGUGAAGUUCAAGCAGAUGUUUUCAAAAUUCAAGUACUUUUCCAGUUUGUUUAGGGUUUAUGUCAUUUUCAAGGACUACCAUCAAAUUCAAAGACUUUUCAGGGCCUGACUGUGAACACUGAAGAAUGCAGUCUAACUUUCAUCUCACCUUUGCACACUGAGAAUAAGAAUCUUGCACACUAAGAAUGUUUUAACUUUUAUCUGACCACUGCACACUUUGAAUGAUUAGCUUUAAAAUUUUAAUGUACUUAUUUUUAUAACUUCACCCUUGCACACUAAGAAUUUACUCAGCUUUAAUUCACUCUGGCAAACUGAAUCAGUAAUUUUAAAUGUAACAACUUUUAAUUUCACCCUUGCACAUUGUGAGUAAGUAGCUUUAAAUGUACUGAAUUAAAUUUUAAUCUUGCACAUUUAGAAUGAACUGACUUUAAUUUCAUUUUAGCCCGCUAAAAAUGUACUAACUUUUAUCUCACAUUGCAGGCUUUAAAUGUACUGACUAAUUUCACUCUGCACACUUAGAAUGAACUGACGUGCACCCUAAGAAUGUACUAACUUUAAUCUCAUUCUUUCACACUGUGAUUAAUUAGCUUUAAAUAAAUUGACUAAUUUCACUGUUAUACACUAAGAAUGCAUUAACUUUAAUUUCACCCUUGAACACUGUCAAUGAGUACAUUUAAAUGUACUGACUUUAAUUUCACUCUUGCACACUAAGAAUGUACUGACAUUAAUUCACUCUUGCACACUGGAUAAGUAACUUUAAACAUACUGACUUUAAUCUCACUUUUGAACAAUGUGAAUGAGUAACUCAUGUGGACUUUAAAUAAGUAACUUAAAAUGUAAUGAUUUUAAUCUAAUUCUUGCAUACUGUACUGUAACAGGAGAUAUUUUUGUAGACUGAAAUUCACAAAUUCUUUAUUAAAUGCGUACUUUUUGCUCUUUAUUUAAGUAAUCAAAAUCAGAAUUUUCAUGCAUUAACCUUAAGUCUGCUGGCAGCAAGUGAUUCUGCCUUUGGGACCAGUGCAGACCAAGAUCAUUCAGUCAGUAAAUUUUCAGUAAACACUACUUCAAAUGAUAAAUUCUACUGCCCAACUUGAAUGAUGGACCAGUCCAUUAUAGAAUGUAGCAGGCUAAAGGUUAAGUGCUGAAUAAGCUGAAAAAAUUGACUCCUUGCGAAUAGUUCUCAGGGCUGGACAAAUUCUUUGAAAUCAACUUGUCUUGCAGGACAAGCUGCUUAGAAUUUUCAAUCAUCCAGCUACAAUUCGUACUCAUUCUACAAUUCACUAAGAAAACAGUUUUUAUCGAAUCGUCUAUCUUAAAGCCUGUUAAAAACAGUAAAUACCAGAUUCUUGUUCUAUACUUUCAAGUGUCUAGCUAAUGCCAUCAAAAUACGGCACUGUAACAGAGCGGGGCAAAUUUUAAGAGUUACAAACAAAACAUUUAUUUUCAUUUUAGAUCUUUAAGCUUUACGGCUUCUUCAUGGCUCCGCUUUAAUUAUGUCUCCCACCACACAGUCAUGUGGGAGACAUAUUGAUUUACUCCUGUCUGUGUGUGUCUGUCUGUCACAAAUCUUGUCUGCAUUCUAAGUCAAACAUUUCUCAUCCAAUCCAAACUUCAACAAAAUGUGUUUGCCAAUAAGUCCUCGGCCAAGUUCAGUAACUAGCCAAAUCGGCCCAGGCACUUCGGAAUUAUGGCCCUUGAAACUUGUGUUUGAUAAUCAAAGCAAUGAAAGUCUGAUAAGGCAGUUGAGGUCUUUGUGCAUGGUUGACUCAUAUACUAUUAUUCAGAUGAUUAGGCAGUUGCGGGAGACAUGCGCUUUUCUUAAAAGCAGCUCUAGUUUGGUUUAUUAUAUUUUUGGUUUCAUUUUUUUGCCGAUUUUUACUCCUAUUUAUGAGCUGAUGAGUUAAUUUGUUGAGCUCUGGUUCUUUUACAGUAUUUCAUGUAUUUACCAAAUGUAGUGUAGAACCUUGGAUGAUACCAUGCUGUACUAGCUGUCUAGGUUAAAUCACCAAAAGUUAACAUCUGGUCAUCUGCGUCAGUACCAUACUUCAGUUAGCUGGUUCAAUGGUGUCUGGUUCACUAUACUGAAACCUGCAGCUGAAUUCUGUAAUAUACAAUGUUCACUGUACUGAAACUUGCACUGAAAACUGUAAAUAAACUACACUCAGACUG